Anolis sagrei ordinatus is the source of this 4168-nucleotide messenger RNA. RefSeq names its product RUN and SH3 domain containing 1 (gene RUSC1). NCBI's taxonomy places the organism in Eukaryota, Metazoa, Chordata, Lepidosauria, Squamata, Anolidae. Gene Ontology annotation, cellular component: cytoplasmic vesicle. The record is from RefSeq and is a predicted model, not a curated record. Gene Ontology annotation, molecular function: protein binding.
CGCCUGGGCUUGGUCCCCCCCCCUCCCCUGCUUUCCUGGCUGCAGCACCAGCUGGGCAGGCAGACCAAGCCCUGCAGCAAAGCCAACAGAGAAGGAGAGACUGAGACAGAAGAAGAUAAACAGGAGCUGUGUUUCGCUGAGGACGGAUCGUUCUAAGCCAGCCUGGCUGUUUUGAUUCCCAUGUCUAAGUAGCCAUGCAGUCGCCCAAGAAAGGCCUGCUCUGCAACCUCAACCACGUCCACCUGCAGCACAUCUCCCUGGGCCUCCAUCUGUCUCGCCACCCAGAACUUCAGGAGGAGUCCCACACCUUGGCCCCACCAAGGAAGGGAACAGCGGGCCAGGACUACAGAGAACAGAGCCAUGUCUCGGCGCUGGUGGACGCCAACUCCAACGACCCGUCCUUGACGUGCCAGUGUUGCGACGAACACCCUCUGCAUUCGGAUAUCAAACGGGACCUCCAGAAUCUGCAAAGCUUGCCUAGAUCUCCUGUUUCGAGCCACGAAGAAGAGGAGGAGGAGGAGGAUUCGCCUUUGGACCCGGCCUCCUCUUCCGUCAGCAGCUGCUCCGAUCUCAGCUUGGACGACACUCCUGUCUCUGUCUACUGGAAGGAGUUCCCGACGGAAGAGGUGGCCCAAAGUCCGGAGAACCAGCCCAACAUUGUCCCUUUGGAUGAGGCUCACAAUGUGGCCAGCCCUGAAGAGAGGAGCUUGAACCUCAACAUCCGAGGUGACCGCCCCAUAACCCGUGUCUGGGACAGUCCCGAUAGCCUCGGCAGCAACAGCUCAUUGGAGUCCACACCUUCUCCCAGCUCAAAGCCCCAAUCGGAGUCACCGUUGAACGGCUCUCCGACGGUGCCACCUCCAGUCCGUCCUUGCCGUGCACCCCCUGCUGUGCCAGUCCGUCGCGUCACUCCAGGACUGGAUUCGAACUGCAACUCUCUUCCGGUCCAGGAACCCAAGCCAGCGACCUUCCCUCCAGGGCAGGUGGACGUCAACUUAAACUGGUCUGGUCCACCAAAGCCUCGUGUUGUGGGUCCCCCACCUCCCGUGCCUCCGAGGACAAAGCGAGGACUUCAAGGGAUACGACGGCGUGAGCCAGAGAAGCCAAGCUCUGACGCAUCAUCAGAGCUGAGUGUCCAACAGAGAGAGGUCACCAAGAACAUCACCUCCUUCCAUGAGUUGGCCCAGAAGCGGAAGAAGGUGGCGGUCUCACCACCGACCAGGAAAGACCAAAGCGACUGGCUCAUCGUUUUUUCUCCCGACACUGAGUUGCCCCCUUGUCACGAGGCCACGUGGGGUAACGUUCCCAAUCAGGAGAUAUUUGACCCACAAACAACGCCCCCAGAGCCAGCAAACGUGGCCAACUGCCCACAGAAGGAGGUCACUACAUUCAAAGAACUGCGCUGCCGCAAGCAGAAAAGUCACCUGCCCACACAGGUUGGCACCCAACAGGUGAAAGCGGGCAAGCUGAUGCCAGAAGGCAGCGACCCUUUGCAGGAGAGUGACCCACCAAAGGGGCAUUUCCGAGGCCCAAAGGAGAACCCGCUCCGGAAGAAGAAGUCCCGCCCUGGGCUACAACCCAUCAUGGAAGGGGGCUUCGAAGAAGGAGAGGAUGGAGCGUCGGAUAGACGCUCGGAAGGCAAGCCGAAUGGACAAAGGGACCCCUGGAUGCCCGGGAAAGAGGAAAGAGGAGACGGGCGUUUUGUGGAGGUCCAACACUCUCAGUCCUUCGGAGGGAUUGCAAGUAACGGUCAUCUGUGGAGGGACGAUGUGGACCGGCUGUCUGCACAACUGCGAGAACAAAAGAAAGCUUUGCUUGUGGCGGUCAGCGCUUCGGUGGACAAGAUCGUGGCCCAUUUCAGCACAGCAAGAAACCUUGUGCAAAAGGCCCAGCUAGGAGACAGCCGGCUCAGCCCUGAUGUGGGCUACUUGGUCCUGAACACCCUUUGCCCGGCGCUUUGGGCCCUGGUUGGCGACGGCCUGAAACCCUUUCAAAAGGACGUGAUCACAGGCCAGAGGCCCAGUUCUCCGUGGAGCAUUGUGGAAGCAUCCGUCAAGCCCGGACCCCAGACCCGCUCCCUGAAUGCCCUGUAUUGGCGGGUGUCUCGGCUGGCACCCCUCCGCAGCAGCCAACAGCGCUUCCAUGCUUUUAUCCUCGGCCUCCUGAAUCUAAAGCAGCUGGAACAGUGGUUUGCCCACUUGCAGCAGAACUCAGAGCUGAUCUUAGCACUUUACUUGCCCACGGCCUUCCUAGUGCUGAGCCAGGGGCUUUGCCGCUGCUGGACUGAAGAGCUCCUCCUCCUGCUCCAACCACUAUCCAUGCUGACCUUCCAGCUGGACCUUCUCUUUGAGCACCACCAUCUGCCAUUCAAUGUCCGGCCAAUGCCUCGCCGUGCUAUCACGCCAACAGAGCCGCUCACUGGUUCCUCGAAGGCCGGUGGGCUUCGAUGGCUAGAUUUACCUCCAUCCAAGCAAUCUGAAGGUCCCUUGGUCCAUCACAAUCCCAUCCAUGAGGCCCAAGCGGAGGUCCCUCUUCGAGAGAAACUCCUCCAGUGGGGGGACCGGCUAACUUACACCCUGAUAGGCAACGAAGCCUCUUCCAAAACAGAAUUGGGUCCUCAAACCAUCCAUAAGGAGAUGGAAGAGAAGCAACAGAGCUGGUGGCAACAGCUAACUUUGUCCUCGGGUGUCUAUGCCAACUCCACCUCUGUCUCAAAGCAAGAGAGUUUCCCUUACACACAAUGGGCCAAGUUGCGGGUGGCCGUGGGGGGUGCCAUCAAAGAGGCACGGAUCAGCAUGGCGGAAGCAGCAGGGAGUUCCAACACUGGCCCUGGAGAAAGCGGCUCCCUUCCUACCACUGAGAUGGCGGGAAACGCACCCAAAGUUGAAGCUGCCAAGAAGCUGGAAAUGAUGGCACCCAAUGCCACGGAAUCCUCAACUGCAGAUUCCCAGGAGGGCAACAAUCGUCCUGAGGCCAUGGAUUCUCCGGGAAGCGGGAAGGGGAAACGUUUAGGGUGGCUGUUUGGAGCAAAUUGCCCAGGAGCGCCCAGCGAGCCAGAUCAGAGUCUGCCAAAAUCCAGCAGACGGCCCUCAAGCUGGCUCCCCCCUACUAUGAACGUCCUGGCUUUGGUGAUGAAGACGGUGCCAGCGGAGAAGAGUUGGCAGAAGGAAUCGUGGGAAGAUGUCUCCCCAGACCCAUUGCAGACUUACAGGGCUGUGCGUGCUCUCUGCGACCAUGUUGGGAAUGAGGAUAACCAGCUGAGCUUCUGCAAAGGGGACAUCUUGCAGGUCUUGGACACCGUGGAUGAAGAUUGGCUCCAGUGCUGCCGAGGAGAUCGCAAAGGUCUGGUCCCCGUUGGCUAUACAUCCCUCAUCCUCUGAAAUGGGGCAGCCAAGAGGAAAGGGGAUGCCAAAGGCAGCUUCCAACACACAUCAAAUAUGGUGCGAGCACUAAGAAGAAGCCGCGUGUGCACAAACGCCUGCCAUUCUCAACUGCGCACUAGGUGUACAACCACAAAGAGUUGUUUGUAAACGGAGCAGACUCUGCGGCCUGCACCUCGAUCGCAACAGGCUUGCCGUUUUCUCUUUCCAAUCUGCUCCGCCUGCCCUGACGGUGCUUGGAUGUCUCAGCCCAUGCAGAAGUCCCUCACACAUCCCUCCUUGUGGUUGCUGCUCUCCAAGACUAUGCAUCCUCACGCCAAAAGAUGGUUCUCUUUUGUGUAUUUAUAUAACAUAUAUCUUGUGUAUAUAUAUAGAUCAUAGAGUCGUAUGUUGAGUUGGAAGGGGCCUCCUGAGCUAUCAAGUCCAACCCCUGCUCAAUGCAGGGCCUCCAGUUAAAACAUCCCCAGCUUCUUGUCGACAGUGUAGUGGAUCUUCGUCCAUAUCUUGGACGAAGAUAUGGAGACCACAAUCUUGGCAUGGAAACCUAUUAUUGCGUUAUCUUGGACAGACCACACUUUCUCAGAGUGAGCAGGACCCAUCUGGAGGGUUUCCUCACAUGCUGAAACCUUUAUGGCAAGGCUUAAAUUACGUCCCACUAGUCAUUAAAUUGGAUAGGAUGCUCAAAGAGCUGCUCCAGUUUUGUGUAGAGCCUCCAGCGCUUUAAUCACCUCCUCCUCGAUAUGCCUCUUCCAAUAAAUGCCAUGUAGCAAGUGCUUCUUGAAAUGUUA